CCUGCUCCCACAUUGCGCUGGAAGAGGGCGGUGGAUGGAAUUCUCAAGGAAGAUGUGUAUCGCUGUCAAAAUAAUAGUGGUGCUCAACGAAUAAUAUAGAUUUUCCUGUAAAUAUUUCCUGAACUCACCUAACAAUGGACACCGUCGGCGUUAUCGUAUGGCUUUAUGUUGCUUGCAUGGCACAUUCGUCUGAUGUCAAACAUGGCGUUAUGUCGUGGGGAAAGAGUAAAAUGCAGCCGUUACUCAAGUAUAAGCAGAGGUCUUCCAUACAGACCGAUGUGGUCACCAUUCUGUCCAGGUCACAUGGGGACCGCAACGUCUACCCCUCUGCUGGAGUGCUGUUCGUACACGUGCUGGAGAGGGAGUAUUUCAAAGGGGAAUUCGCCCCAUACAUAAAAGCUGGUGACUCCAGUAACGACCCCAUCACAUUCAACACCAACCUGAAAGGAUAUCCUGACAGGCCUGGCUGGCUGCGCUACAUCCAGAGAACUCCCCACAGUGACGGAGUACUUUAUGGCUCCCCAACGGCUGAACACGUUGGCAAGCCCACUGUAAUUGAGAUUACAGCCUACAACAGACGCACUUUCGAAACGGCCAGAAACAACUUGGUCAUAAACAUCAUGGCUACCGAAGAGUUUCCAUUGCCCUAUCAGGCCGAGUUCUACAUCAAGAACAUGAAUGUGGAAGAGAUGCUGGCCAGCGAGGUGCUCGGUGACUUCCUGGGCGCCGUGAAGAACGUGUGGCAGCCCGAGCGACUCAACGCCAUCAACAUCACCUCGGCACUGGACCGCGGUGGCCGCGUGCCACUCCCCAUCAACGACCUCAAGGAGGGUGUGUAUGUGAUGGUGGGGGCUGACGUACCAUUCUCAUCUUGCCUGCGGGAGGUGGAGACGCCUCAGAACCAGCUACGUUGCAGUCAGGAGAUGGAGCCGGCAAUCAGCUGUGACAAGAAGUUCCGUGCCCAGUUCCACAUUGACUGGUGCAAAAUCAAUCUGGUGGACAUCACCAAAGUGGUGACGGUGUAUCGCGAGCGGCCCAACCCAGGGCCAGGCGUACUGCCAGACAUUGGGGAGUACGACCCCCCGUCCGAGGCCCUGCAGAGCCGCGACUACUUCUCCGACUUCGUGGUGACGCUGGCCGUGCCGUCGGCCGUGGCCCUGGUGCUCUUCGCCGUCCUCGGCUACGCCAUGUGCUGUCGCCGCGAGGGGGUGGAAAAAAGAAACAUGCAAACACCAGACAUCCAGCUGGUGCACCAUAGCUCCAUCCAGAAGUCCACCAAGGAGCUGAGGAGCAUGUCCAAGAACCGCGAGAUCUCCUGGCCUCUGUCCACGCUGCCCGUCUUCCACCCGGUCAGCGGGGAGGUGGUGCCGCCAUUGCACCCGGACAACUACGAGACCACGAGCAUGCCCCUCAUGCAGACACAGACGAAUUUACAAAAUCAAGUCCAAAUACCUCAACAGCAACCUCCCGGAGAUAAUUAUUGUAUGUCAACAUUUCGAAGGCUGGAGGUAAAUGGUAUUCCUGAAGAGAGAAAAGUGGCAGAAGCACUGGACUUGUGAUCUGGAAUUCCACACUUAGACUUUGUUUCUUUUAUUAAUUUCAUGAUUAUGUUUUAUUGCAUUUGUAUUAUAUUCGCUCAUGCAAUGCUAGUAUGCAUGCAUUGCAGCCUAUUUCCAUGCUUUAAGCACUUUGGUUCAGGAAUGCCAAUGUGGAGUCAAGUUGUAAAUACUAAAUAAACUUGAAUAUGAUUCACAAUAGCUAUAUUCAAAAGAGGGGGUAUUUUUUAUAUGUAUAUUUUGCCAUUGAAGUUAAGUUGGCCUUAUUUGUUUUGUGACUAUUCUUGAACAAUAUCUACAUCAUGCUUGCUUGUUUUUCACUGGAACCAUAGCAUAAAGGAAGUGAGAUAAGCAGGAAGUGCCUCUGUUCUCUUUUAAACAUGAGACAAAGCAGACAGUAUCCAAAAAGCAAAGCAAAAUAAACUAAACAAAUGUUUUGUCAAUGCUAAUUGAUUUGUUCUCACCCCACUUAUUAAAAGAUUUUUGAGGAA
Molecule: messenger RNA, 2047 nt
Organism: Alosa alosa (allis shad)
Lineage: Eukaryota; Metazoa; Chordata; Actinopteri; Clupeiformes; Clupeidae
Gene: sgce
Product: sarcoglycan, epsilon
Exons: 13
Coding region: 135-1559 (474 amino acids)
Cellular component (GO): membrane; sarcoglycan complex
Molecular function (GO): calcium ion binding
Source: RefSeq, a predicted model, not a curated record